This is a messenger RNA of Saccharomycodes ludwigii, 2178 nucleotides long. It is a transcript of the gene YME1, whose product is annotated as i-AAA protease YME1. The coding region runs from base 1 to 2178 and encodes 725 amino acids. Gene Ontology annotation, biological process: mitochondrion organization; protein quality control for misfolded or incompletely synthesized proteins. NCBI's taxonomy places the organism in Eukaryota, Fungi, Ascomycota, Saccharomycetes, Saccharomycodales, Saccharomycodaceae. Gene Ontology annotation, cellular component: mitochondrial inner membrane. The record is from RefSeq and is a predicted model, not a curated record. The transcript has a single exon. Gene Ontology annotation, molecular function: ATP binding; ATP hydrolysis activity; metalloendopeptidase activity.
AUGAACUCAAGAAUAUUAACAUCAUACAUCAAAGCGACCGUGAAACCAUCGCUUGCUUUGAGAUCCAACUUAACCCUAAUACUGUCCUCAAAAUGUUUAUAUUCUUCCAUUUCAUUUAAUAAAGUAAAGAGGCUAAAUAACAUUCACUUUUUUAUAAACCAUUACCGUUUUUAUUCUAAUCAGCAAAAUCCUUCUAAUGAAAAGGGCGAACCUAUAACUUCAAAGCCAAAAGAAGAAACCACAAAUGCAUCUUCAACAUCAGCUUUACACGCAGUUUUGGCCGAAAGGGAACAAGAAGCUAAUCAACAUUUCAAUGAUCCAAACAUUCAGGCCGGUUUUUAUAGACUAUUAAUGAAUUCUGGGUACCCUCAAUAUGUUGUUUCUAGAUUUGAAACGCCCGGAAUUGCUUCUUCCCCCGAGUGUACCACCAUCUACAUUAAAGCUCUAGAGGAAACUGGCAAACAUGUCCAAGCUGAAUCUGUUAAGCAAACUUUAGCUGCAAAUAAUGGUGCUGGUACCAACACCGGCAAUACUACCUCAACUGCUUCGCCUUCAGCGCCUUAUGUGAUGAAUACACAUAUUGGUACACCAAAGGAACCCGUUCAUGUUAUUAUAACUGAAUCUACAGCCACUAUAGUUUCUAGGUGGAUUAGGUGGCUAGUAAUUUUUGGAUUACUAACAUACGGUGUUUCUGAAGGUUUCAAAUAUAUUACUGAGAAUACCUCCUUAUUGAAGUCAAGCGAAGUUGCUGACAAAUCUGUGGACGUCACUAAGACUACUGUUAAAUUUGAUGAUGUUCGUGGUUGUGAUGAGGCGCGUGCAGAAUUGGAAGAAAUUGUUGAUUUUUUGAAAGACCCCGCAAAAUACGAAGCCUUGGGUGGUAAAUUGCCUAAAGGUGUUUUAUUGACUGGACCACCAGGUACCGGUAAAACUUUAUUAGCAAGAGCUACUGCUGGUGAAGCGGGUGUUGAUUUUUUUUUUAUGUCUGGUUCUGAAUUUGAUGAAGUUUACGUAGGCGUUGGUGCCAAGCGUAUUCGUGAGUUAUUUUCGCAAGCACGUGCUCGUUCUCCCGCUAUCAUUUUUAUUGAUGAGUUGGAUGCCAUUGGUGGCAAGCGUAAUCCUAAGGAUCAGGCUUACGCCAAACAAACUUUAAAUCAGUUGUUAGUUGAAUUAGAUGGGUUUUCUCAAACAAGUGGCAUAAUAAUUAUCGGUGCCACCAAUUUUCCUGAAUCCUUGGAUAAGGCUUUAACUAGACCUGGUAGAUUUGACAAGGUUGUCAAUGUGGACUUGCCAGAUGUCCGUGGCCGUGCCGACAUUUUAAGACAUCACAUGAAAAAAGUCACAUUGGCACCAGAUGUGGAUCCAGAAAUUUUGGCACGUGGUACUCCAGGGUUAAGUGGUGCUGAAUUGAUGAACUUAGUUAACCAAGCUGCCGUUUAUGCAUGUCAGAAGAAUGCAAUUGCUGUUGAUAUGAACCAUUUUGAGUGGGCCAAAGAUAAGAUUUUAAUGGGUGCUGAAAGAAAGACUAUGGUUUUAACCGAGGCUACCAGGAAAGCUACUGCUUACCAUGAAGCUGGUCAUGCUAUUAUGGCUCUGUAUACUCCAGGUGCCACUUCUUUGUAUAAAGCUACGAUUUUGCCAAGAGGCAGAGCAUUAGGUAUAACAUUUCAAUUACCGGAGAUGGAUAAAGUUGAUAUUACUAAGAAGGAAUGUAAAGCCAGAUUAGAUGUUUGCAUGGGUGGUAAGAUUGCGGAAGAACUAAUAUAUGGCAAAGAGCACACUACUUCCGGUUGUGGUUCCGAUUUACAAGGUGCGACUGGUAUGGCUAGGGCUAUGGUUACUCAAUAUGGUAUGAGUGAGCGAGUUGGCCCGGUUAACUUAUCUGAUAAAUGGGAAACCUGGUCUGGUAAGAUCCGUGAUGUUGCUGAUCAAGAAGUUGUUGAUUUGCUAAAAGACUCUGAAGAGAGAUCCAGAAAGUUGUUGGAGGAAAAAAAUGAUGAGUUACACAGGUUAGCACAAGGUUUAAUGGAAUAUGAAACGUUGGAUAGAGCAGAAAUCGAAAGAGUUUGUAGAGGUGAGCCGUUAAAUAGAAUUAAAUAUUCAACAAACAAGGUUAUAGAUGGUCCGGAUAACGACGAACGUAAAAAUAUAGAUAAAUCUUUACCAGCUCCAAUAUGA